Messenger RNA from Colossoma macropomum (tambaqui), 1330 nucleotides. It is a transcript of the gene wsb2, whose product is annotated as WD repeat and SOCS box containing 2. NCBI's taxonomy places the organism in Eukaryota, Metazoa, Chordata, Actinopteri, Characiformes, Serrasalmidae. The transcript has 9 exons. Gene Ontology annotation, molecular function: protein binding. Gene Ontology annotation, biological process: intracellular signal transduction. The coding region runs from base 72 to 1295 and encodes 407 amino acids. The record is from RefSeq and is a predicted model, not a curated record.
GUGAGACUGGAACGCACACAGACACGCGCGCGCACACCCCACCACACCUUUCUGAUGAGCAGAGCAGCGCGAUGUGUACAUCUGAACACACACCGUCUGAAGAACAGGAAGAGCUGAUCGGAGAGUUGAAGCCCUCUCGGCCCGCGCGCCUCUACGGCUCUGCGGGCUGCGAAACGUGGAGCGCGUGCUUCUCCCCGGAUGGCUCGCGCUUCGCCUGGUCCCUGGGCCACGGCACCGUCAGAGUGCUGCCCUGGCCACUGCCCUGCGACCAUCAUGCAGAGGAUUCUGCUAACAGUGAAGAAAGAGUGCUACAGUGUGACCACACCGUAUGGGGGAUGGCAUUUGGACCUCAAAUGGCCAAUCGGGCGAGAGCUGCAGAGCGCUGUGGGGCUGCAGAAGGACUGCUCUUAGCAACAGGCCUCAAUAAUGGAGUGAUCAAGGUGUGGCUCAUCUCCACUGGACAGAUACUGCUAAAUCUAACUGGACACCAGUCUGUGGUGAGAGAUUUGGCAUUCGCUCCAAACGGAAGUCUCACUCUUGUGUCAGCCUCCAGGGACAAAACUCUGCGAGUCUGGGAUCUGGCCAAGAAAGGAACACCAUCCCAUGUGCUGACUGGGCCAAACAACUGGGUGUUCAAAUGUUCCAUUUCUCCUGAUAGCAGCAUGAUUGCUUCAGUCUGUAACCUCGAUUCAAAAGCUUAUCUAUGGAGCAUACGAUCCUACACCUUCAUCCGAAACCUGAAAUAUGAUCACGAGCGGACCAUGAUAACAUGCGAUUUCUCUAUGGAUGGAGCGCUGCUCGCGAUUGGUUCUUUUCAUGCUGCGACAGGCUGGUGGCUGGACUUAUGGGACCCCUACACUGCUGAACAGCUGACUAGAGUGGAGGACUGUGAUAUAUGUGUAUACAGAACUGACAAUCUACUGGCAGCAUUGAGUUUCUCUCCUGUAACCCUUCAGCUGGCUUUCAAAGACUACAGGGCGUUACAGAUUUGGGACGUGGAACAAGAUAAACUGGUCUUGGAGGUGGAUCACAACCGAGUCAGCGGGCUGUGCUGUGCCUUCCACCCACAAGGCAGCGCCAUUGCUACUGGGUGUCGAGAUGGGCACGUGAAGUUUUGGAGGGUCCCUCGUCUAGUUCCGAGUCUGCAGCACCUGUGUCGGACUGUCCUAAGGUACUCCGUGUCUACUUUCCAAGUGAGGGCCUUGCCUCUCCCCAAGAAAACUCUGGAAUUCCUCACCUACAGGAACAUUUCUAAGAAAAAGAUCCUGCGCUGCAGUGAACACUACAGCUUAUGAACACUGGCACCCGUCCACUGCCACCACACGGAUAC